Molecule: messenger RNA, 459 nt
Organism: Ostertagia ostertagi
Lineage: Eukaryota; Metazoa; Nematoda; Chromadorea; Rhabditida; Trichostrongylidae
Source: the annotation of a GenBank genome assembly
AUGUUCUGUGGAUUAUUCUACGGCACGAUGUGGCUUCCUGUGAACUACAUAAAGACACACCAAGAAGAGUUCGUGGACGCAACCACGGACAGCCCACCAUAUUUGUUCUCGUUCUUCAGCGGUAUUAUGUGCACUUCUGUUUUCAUCUUCGUCUUGUACUCAUUUGUCAAGCGAAAUAGCCCGUGGAUAAGUGCCGAGGCAGCGUUACCGUCCAUGCUGGCAGGGGCGUUAUUCGCUUUGGCGAUGACGUCAUUCGUGAUCGCCAUCGACCAACUGAAUGCAUCCAUUGCGUAUCCGAUUUGUGCAAUGGCACCAGGUUUGGUGGUGUCUAUGUGGAGCGUACUGUACUUCCAUGAAAUUACGGGCCGACAAAACCUCAUCAUAUUAUCGAUCGCCUACGGACUUACUCUGCUUGGAGUAGCGUUUAUGACGAUAUCAAAAGAAGUCAGCAUACCGUGA